AUGGGAGAAUGGGAGAGAGGGGCAUGGCCUGGUGGAUCUGGGCAGUGCGUAUGUCGGAUUUGGGCGGCGUGGGGAUCAAAUAGACGGCGGCGGCAUGGGAGAAUGGGAGAGAGGGGCAUGGCCUGGUGGAUCUGGGCAGUGCGUAUGUCGGAUUUGGGCGGUGUGGGGAGAUCAAAUAGAGAGACGGCGGCGGCAUGGGAGAAUGGGAGAGUGGGACAUGGCCUGGUGGAUCUGGGCAGUGCGUAUGUCGGAUUUGGGCGGCGUGGGGAUCAAAUAGAGAGACGGCGGCGGCAUGGGAGAAUGGGAGAGAGGGGCAUGGCCUGGUGGAUCUGGGCAGUGCGUAUGUCGGAUUUGGGCGGUGUGGGAUCAAAUAGAGAGACGGCGGCGGCAUGGUAG
Molecule: messenger RNA, 396 nt
Organism: Prunus armeniaca (apricot)
Lineage: Eukaryota; Viridiplantae; Streptophyta; Magnoliopsida; Rosales; Rosaceae
Source: the annotation of a GenBank genome assembly